UAUUUAUCAUGGGUAAUCUGAGUCCUGAUGAGUCCAUGCAUUCUUCCAGUGGCAAAAAAACCCUGCAUGCAUUAUGGGGCCUAAUGGUAGUCGUGUCUGUUAUUAUAUAUGGCUCCCAUGCACCUCUUAUAUUUAAGUGCAAAGUGAACGGAGAGAUUCCCUUCAGUUCAUCAGCUGUUGUACUUCUAAUUGAGUUCACUAAACUCAUAAUGUCCAUUGCGCUUCUCCUGGUUUGGGAUCAAAGAUCAUUGGAUAUGCCUGUUACAUGGCGUUUAGUUGCUCCUUACGCUUUGCCUGCCAUACUUUAUUGUGUGAACAACAACUUAGUGGUGCACAUGCAACACUUUAUGGAUCCCAGCACUUUUCAAGUCUUGAGUAACCUAAAAAUUGUCAGCACUGCAUUCUUGUAUAGCUUCUUCUUGCACAAAAAGCUGUCCUUCAAGAAGUGGCUGGCCCUCCUCCUGCUCAUGGCUGCCGGGGUAUUUUAUAGUUACGGUGGCAUUCAAGAAGUCGAAACGGUGUCUUCAUUAAAUCAUCUGUACGUCACGUUACCAGGGCUUCUGUUAAUGCUUCUCUACUGCUUUAUAUCUGGACUUUCUGCCAUCUAUACAGAGGUUACUCUAAAGACACAGACCCUACCACUUAACAUGCAGAACAUUUUCUUAUACUCAUUUGGCAUCGUGGCAAACCUAGCGGCUCACUUUAGCAGCCGUCACAGCAGUGGCUUUUUUGAUGGCUUUUCCAUUUGGGUGUUGGUGAUCAUUGGCAGUCAAGCUCUCAAUGGCCUCAUCAUGUCUGCCAUUAUGAAACACAGCAGCAACAUUACCAGGCUCUUCGUAAUUUCAUUCUCCAUGCUUGUAAACGGACUUUUGUCUUUUGUCCUUUUGCAGCUGCAGCUGACUGUUCUCUUUUUUGUGGCUGUCGCUCUCAUUGGUAUUGCAGUCUACUUGUAUUAUGGUGCCAAGUGAAACUGUGUCAUAGAUGGAGCUUGAAAUCUGCUGGUCCUGUGAUUGUUUCCCUGAAGUGCCACGUCUGUUUUGACUGACUUGCAUGAAUAUUAAUUUGAACGUUAGGAAUUCAGAUAAGAUUCUACCUCUUGCACACUGACCUGCGCUGAAAGCUAUAAAGCAAAACCUGUUAACCAAUGGCUUGUGAAUUUUGUGCUUAGGGACCAUUGUUUUGUUUCAUCUCAGAUCAUCUUCCUGUGCGUUUAACACAUGCACACAUCUUCUCGCACAACAUUUUUGGUUAGUAGAGAGCCACCUUAAAUUAUUACAUGUAAAUACGUAUUACAUGAUUUGUGGUUAUAAAGGGUGUGCCCCAAGGCAGAGAGCCAGUUAGUAUUAAGAAAUACCCUUAGUCAAUGGAUGUCAUGGCAUAAUUUUUAAAUACAUUUUGUACUAUUUUUUUCCUCCUUGUUUCCAUUUAAACAUGUUUUAUGGGUUCCUGCUUAGGCUAUAAAUAUUAACAUUAAUGUGCAAUUACUAGGCAGCUGUUGGUUAUUUAUCUAGAAAUACAUGGACUGGUUGCUGUCCCUAAUGUCAUCUUUCGUGUUUCCAAAUAUAUUAAAUGUUAAAGAAAUCUGUGCCAAAUAAGUGCAUCUUGGCAAAAUAAUUUCUUUAACAUGUGCACCUCAUCUGUGUUCAAUUAUAAAAGUGUUUUUGUAUUUAACAGCACAAAAUAUUCCUUGUGUGAAAAUAAAAGUACAGUGACUGGAGUAGUUUGCUCUGCAGAUGUAGCUGUAAUGGAGAAUAGUGGCUGUGAAUGUUGGACAAUGGAUGCUGAAAACAAGCGAUUCUUUCUACAGGGAGUUGUGUAUCUGUAGAGCGGGUAAGGAUUUGGUUAAAAAAAAAAAAAAAUCACAUCCCGAUGUGUAGCUCUGUGUGCAUGUGGGCUAGACUAUAGAUUUCUGUACGGCCCCCUUUAGACUAUCUAGAAAAGGCAAUAGUGAGCUGUAACCUGUACAAGUACUCUACAAGCUAUGUAUUUGCUCUAUACCAAACCUGUGAGGGACGCAUUUCGCUUUGUCCUGCUUUUUGUGCGUUUUUCUUUUUCCUAUGUAACUGUUCUGUCACGGGAGAAAGCAAUAUUAAAAUGUUAAUCAUCUCGCUGCGUUCCGUCAGCUAUCAAUUUCAUCACAUAGAACUGGACUUUCUUCAAGGACAAUUUUGUAUCUAGGAGUUCUUUUCCAAGGCAGAUUGCAAAAUAUGAUUCUAACGAUGACUUUCUAUAUUUUUUCUGUUACAAUAAAGAUAUUACAUUUUA
Molecule: messenger RNA, 2265 nt
Organism: Spea bombifrons (plains spadefoot toad)
Lineage: Eukaryota; Metazoa; Chordata; Amphibia; Anura; Pelobatidae
Product: probable UDP-sugar transporter protein SLC35A4
Exons: 1
Coding region: 9-968 (319 amino acids)
Biological process (GO): pyrimidine nucleotide-sugar transmembrane transport
Cellular component (GO): Golgi membrane
Molecular function (GO): pyrimidine nucleotide-sugar transmembrane transporter activity
Source: RefSeq, a predicted model, not a curated record